Molecule: messenger RNA, 2736 nt
Organism: Penaeus indicus
Lineage: Eukaryota; Metazoa; Arthropoda; Malacostraca; Decapoda; Penaeidae
Gene: vri
Product: nuclear factor interleukin-3-regulated protein-like
Exons: 2
Coding region: 1036-2586 (516 amino acids)
Biological process (GO): regulation of DNA-templated transcription; circadian rhythm
Cellular component (GO): nucleus
Molecular function (GO): DNA binding; DNA-binding transcription factor activity
Source: RefSeq, a predicted model, not a curated record
UACACCUGCUGUUGAUUGUGCCCGUUGCGAAUAGGUGGAAAGUUAUUGUUUAUUAUUAUCAUCAUCAUUAGAGUGGUUGCGAGUGUUGGUGCUCUAUCGUGCUGGUGGACCGAGUGGAAAGUGCAGUCGAAAGCUGGAUGGAUGUAGGUUGCAUGGUUGGAUGGUUGGCAGCUGAAGACGUCUGCCAGCUGGAGGAGGAGGAGGAGCGAGAAGAGAAGAAAAGAAGAAGGAGGUGCAGGAGGAGGAAGAGAAAGCGGUGCAGCCACGCUCCAGCGGCUGUGAACUUGAUUUCCUCGGCGGGCCAUUGCUGGGCCAGGGUCACAGGCCCUUUGCGAGACGUGAACUUGAGACGCCGGUGGGUGGUGGAGAAAGAGACACAAAGAGACACCGCGAAAAAAGCGCCGAACGACACGAACCUUGAACCCAUCGGAGGCAAGCGGGCGUGACGGACCCGUGACAGCAGGACCGAUGGAAACUCGGAUCGCAAGAGGAGGCGGAGGCGAGGAACUGGGUCAUGAGGGAGGGAAGAGAACCAUGAGGGAAAAUCGUGAGGCAGAGCAGAGGCACUCGUCAGCUGUACCUCCGGCGUGCGUCUUCAGUUGUCUCCGGCGGGUUGCACGAUGCAGUUGCAUGAUCAGCAGUAGCAGCAGUGAAGAAGAUACACUGUGACAUCGAGUUGGACUUACGUUAUUCCAACAGGAGACGCUACAGUGAAAGGAGUCCUCGUGCGUGGACUUAUACCUGGAGCUUUAAUGGACUUCGACUCAAGUCCAAGUGCUGACAGUGACAGAAAAAAUAAUAACUUAGUGAUUGUGCAUUUACUUUUCGACUUCGUGAAUGGAAACACGUGCGUGACUGUGAAUAAGAAAAUUGAUCGGUUUUCUUUUGUGUAAGGAAACAUUGUGAGUCUUAGAAACAAGACACUGCGCAAGAGAGUGUGUUAAAACAUUUUUUUCCGGUAACAAGAAUAAAAAACAAAACAAAUAAAACUUGACGUUCCACUCACUACACUGUUUUGGAAGACCUACAGCCAAGAUGACGGCCAUCAUUCAUAGAAGCAAUGUUCUCCAGCAUCAAAUUAUGGUUGCUGAGACGGUGAAGUACCCGGUGAACUACCCGGCCCUCAUCCCGCUGUCGCCAUCCGUGGCGGGCCUCGGCUACAACACGUGCUCGUCCUCGUUGCUGCACGCGGCCAACUACUCGCCCAGCCACAUCAUGGACUCCAAGGCCUCUUCACAGCUGCAGCAGCCUCAGCAGCAGCAACAACAGCAGGCGGCCCAGCAGCAGGCUCAGCAGCAGGCGCAGCCGUCGCAGGGCCUGCAGGGUGGGCAGGACACACCCGUAGGCCUGGGCGCCCCCGGCCUGAGCAUUCCCUCCACACUGGAACUCGCCGCGCAGCUCCGCAAGAAGGAGAUCUUCACGCAGCGCAAGCAGCGCGAGUUCAUCCCCGAGAACAAGAAGGACGAGUCGUACUGGGACCGGCGGCGCCGCAACAACGAGGCGGCCAAGCGGUCCCGCGAGAAGAGGCGCUUCAACGACAUGAUCCUCGAGCAGCGCGUCGUUGAGCUCUCCAAGGAGAACCACGUGCUCAAGGCCCAGCUCAACGCCAUCAAGGACAAGUACGGUAUCCUGGGCGAGACGCUCAUCAACAUGGACCAAGUGAUCGCCAACAUGCCGCAGACGGAGCAGAUCCUCAACAAGCGGACCAAGUUCUCGCAGGCGCUCAUCACCCUGGGCAGCCCCCCCUCCGUCACGUCGCUCCUCAGCCCCAACGGCAGCUGCGCCUCCAGCCCCCCGCCCCCCAAUGCCCACUUCCAGGACCCAGAGUCUCCCUCGCAGUACUCCCACUACGCCCCGCCCGUCCAGAUGGACGACCACGAGAGCCCCUACGACGCGCCCUCGCAACAGUACCCACCGACGUCCGCGAGCGACCUCUACCACAGCCAGAACGCCCUCAACCUAUCCGCCCGCACGUCCACGUCGUCGUCGUCGCACUCGCCGUCGUCCCACAUGGACUACUCGCCCAGCGACGUCGAGCUGUCGCGCCGCUCGCCCGUCAGCGAGGCCGGCUCGUCUCUGCCACACAAGCUUCGUCACAAGAGCCACCUAGGCGACAAGGACGCCGCGCAGUCGCUGCUGGCGCUGCACGGCAUCAAGACAGAGCCCCACGACGGCCACCACGAGGCCGCCGAGGACUCCGUCGGCUCCUCGGACGAGCGCGACUCUGGCAUCAGCUACUCCUCCUCCUCGCCGUGCUCCGACUACCACCGGACGUCGGACACCAGCUCCUCGCCCAUCUCCAACAGCAGAACACAGCCGAGCCUGCCCAUGCAGCACUACCAGCAGCAGCAACAGCACCAUCACCACCACUCCCACCACCACCACCAGCAGCACCCACAGCAGCAGCAGUCGUCCCCCCCACAGCAGCAGCAGCAGCAGCAGCACGGGGACGCCGAAGACAGCCUGGAGUACGAGAACACACACCUCAGAUCCGAGCUGGAGCGGCUGGCGAGCGAGGUGGCGACCCUCAAGUACAUGUUCGUGCGCAGACCGCGCUCCGAAACGGACUCGGACGGGUCGCGCUGAGGACGCGGCCGCGGCGGACACCUUCUCCCCUCCGGUGUGUGAGUGCGUGCAAAAGUGAGUGUGGCUGUGAAAUGGGCGUGCGAAACCGCGCCCAUGUGACGUGGGCGGCCCGUGACGAGUGUGAUAUUCACACGACGACGGACGAACUUA